Messenger RNA from Triticum dicoccoides, 1977 nucleotides. Its product is annotated as nucleolar protein 10-like. The annotation marks the transcript as partial. Gene Ontology annotation, cellular component: nucleus; small-subunit processome; nucleolus. Gene Ontology annotation, biological process: maturation of SSU-rRNA from tricistronic rRNA transcript (SSU-rRNA, 5.8S rRNA, LSU-rRNA). The record is from RefSeq and is a predicted model, not a curated record. NCBI's taxonomy places the organism in Eukaryota, Viridiplantae, Streptophyta, Magnoliopsida, Poales, Poaceae. Gene Ontology annotation, molecular function: protein binding. The transcript has 16 exons.
CUCUACUCCGUCACCGGCAAGAACUACGUCGCCCCCUGGGUCCUCGCCAAGAAGAAGCGCUCCCUCCGCAAGGACGCAGAGUACCAGCGGCGGCUGGAGCUCAUCCAUGACCUCAGGUUCGAGACCGCCACCACCAGGAUCAAGGUCACCCCCGACGGCCACUAUGUCAUCGCCUCAGGUAUUUACCCCCCACAAAUGAAAGUCUUUGAGUUGAAGGAAUUGUCGAUGAAGUUUGAGAGGCACAUGAUCUCAGAAAUUAUUGAUUUCGAGGUCCUUGGUGAUGACUACUCAAAACUUGCGUUCUUGUGUGCUGAUCGUUCUGUAUGCUUGCAUGCGAAGUACGGAAGCCAUUAUAGCGUGAGAAUUCCAAGAAUGGGAAGGGACUUGGCCUAUGAUUGCUGGUCUUGCGACUUGCUAUGUGCUGCUUCGUCAUCAGAUCUGUAUAGAAUCAACUUAGAGCAGGGAAGGUUCCUCGCAUCCCUUUCUUCCCAAUCUCCAGCAAUAAAUGUGGUUACACGGAGUAUAUUACAUGGGCUUGUUGCUUGUGGUGGUGAGGACGGUGCGGUUGAAUGCUUUGAUAUGAGGAGGAAGUCUUCUGUUGGCAGAAUUAAUACAGCUUCUUCUUCAGAAGAUGUUGACCAGGAGGUCACGUCUUUGCAGUUCGAUGAAAAUCAAGGGUACCUUCUGGCAGUAGGGAGCAGCAUAGGAAAGGUAUCUAUAUAUGAUAUACGCAUGUCUUCGCCUCUGCGAGUCAAGGAUCACAUGUAUGGCAGUCCAAUUUUGAAUAUCAAGUGGCACCAGACACUUAAUUCUUCCGAACCUAAACUGAUAACUGCUGAUAAGCAUAUAGUGAGAGUUUGGGAUCCUAAUACAGGAAACAACAUGACUAGCAUCGAACCUGAUAAUGGAUCUAUCAAUGAUGUUUGCAUCUUCCCGAAUAGUGGUUUAAUGCUAUUAGCCCUGGACAACAGCCAGAUACCUGCCCACUUCAUUCCUGCACUUGGCCCUGCUCCAAAGUGGUGCUCACAUCUUGAUAACUUAACUGAGGAGAUGGAAGAGAAACAAGAAAACACAUUGUAUGAUGAUUACAAGUUUUUGACUGAAGAAGAGAUGGAACGAUUGGGUCUCUCUGAGUACAAAAACAGUGAUGCUGUCAGAGCACAUUUACAUGGAUACGUGAUACGCUACGAUCUAUAUAAGAAGCAACGGGCUAAACUUCAUAUUGCUGAUUAUGAGACUCUUCAAAAUGCUAUGAAGGCCAAGAAACUAGCAGACCUAACGAAAUCUCGUAUAACGCAAGUUGUUAAAAUACCAAAGGCUAACCGGCAACUUUUGGACGAUAUACGGACAGCGGAAGAGGAAAUAGAUGCUGAUGGGGAGAAUGCUAGUAAAUCAAGCAUCAGGAAGAAGCAAAUGAAACUAGAUAUGAAAAAGUCAUUGUUGACUGAUAAGCGUUUCCAAAAAAUGUUUGAAAAUAAGGAUUAUGAAAUUGAUGUAAAUUCAAAAGAAUUUCAAGCAAUCCAUCCUCAACUGGCUACAAAGGAACCUCAUCUAAUCGAGGAACAUUUCGAGAGUGUUAGUGAAGACGAAGAAGAACAAGAUGCUGGUUCAUCUGAUGCGUCAGCGGGGUCUGACAGUGACAAUGACACGCAUAAUUCAAAGCGUAUAAGGUUGUAUGAAGUGAAGGAUGGACGCCAUGCCGAGGCAUUUUUGAACAGCGUCUCCCUUGGCAACGAGGAAGCUGUGCCCAUUGGGGACAGGGUAGCCGCGCUGGAAAGGAAGCAGAACUCGCGUGCGCUCGACAAGGUGAAGUACGGGCCCGGUGGCUCGCGUGAGAUCUCCUUCAACCCUAGGAGCUCAAGAAGGCGCGCCGAAGAAGACGAGCACAGCGAAGAAGAGCAGAAAGACUACAAGAGGAGAAGCGUGCAGUCCCUGGGGCUGAAGCAGAACAAAGCCGAGUUCUAUUUAUUCGGCGGG